Messenger RNA from Enterospora canceri, 219 nucleotides. Lineage: Eukaryota; Fungi; Microsporidia; Enterocytozoonidae. The record is from the annotation of a GenBank genome assembly.
AUGGAAGACAGUAGCACAUUCAUGAAGCCGAACAUCGAUGGAUUCAGGUUCAUUGAGCGGUAUCUUGGGAUCACCAACCCAGGUCAGAUCCACUUCUUUGAUGACAAGGCUGAGAACAUCAAAGGAGCCAAGGAUGCUGGAUGGAACGGCCAUUUGGUAGCCAAUGACACGAUUUCACAGAUUGAUGAAGCAGUGAGUAGUAGUUGUAGUAGUAAUUAG